Polyodon spathula (Mississippi paddlefish) is the source of this 2125-nucleotide messenger RNA. RefSeq names its product M1-specific T cell receptor beta chain-like. Gene Ontology annotation, cellular component: plasma membrane. Gene Ontology annotation, biological process: cell surface receptor signaling pathway. The transcript has 9 exons. Lineage: Eukaryota; Metazoa; Chordata; Actinopteri; Acipenseriformes; Polyodontidae. The coding region runs from base 425 to 1420 and encodes 331 amino acids. The record is from RefSeq and is a predicted model, not a curated record.
AAAAUGACAUGUAUAUUAUUUAAAGAGUGGGGAUGUAUAAUGCUAUAUAUUCCAAAACCCCACUACUUGGUCUUUAAUCUGGUCAUAUCCAUUGCUAAUAUAACUGCAAUUUUCUCUUUCAUUUCCCCCCAAAAAAAUUGAAACAUUGUAAUUCGUAAACACCUUGCGUGUGAAAAGGAAUUCAAAUUAAAAAUCGAAUCAAAUUUCUUACCAGUUUUAAAAAAAAAUGAAAUACUGUACACUCCCAACCGUGACAUGAACUUACAAGCACUUUGUAUGUAAAAAACUUAGCCAUGUAUUGAAAGCAGGGCUUUUUGGAAACGCCUGAACUACAGGAAAUGAUGACAUCAGAGUUGUGUGGUUCAGAUCUGUAACAGAAUGCCUCUAGUGUUCAUCGCUUCACAGAGUCAGAGCCGGCUUCAACAUGCACCACGUCUUUCUUCCAUUCGGGGUUAUUGCAUUUCUGCACUACGCAGAGUCUCAGUCAGCCCUGAAAGUCACCCAGUGGCCCCCAGUUGCUGUAGUGAGCCUGCGCCAGUCUGUAGAGAUUAACUGCAACCAGAGUGCUUCUAAUAUCUACAUGUACUGGUAUCGACAGCAAAACUCCAGUGAGCUUCAACUGGUCUUUUACUCUCCAUACGGCAGCGAUCCAGAAAAGGGUGAAAACAUCCCCGAUAGAUUUACUGUCACCAGGACACAGAUGGAUAGAAUCUCUCUAAAUAUAAAGAAUGCUGAGGCUGAAGACACUGGAGUGUAUUACUGUGCAGCUAGUGCCACACAACCAGCUAACUUUGGAGAAGGAACCAAACUCACAGUUCUAGUUAAGGAGAUGAAGUGCACCUGCAGUUGGUGGUUUUGCUAUAGCUCGGAGAAGGUGUGUAGUAACAGUGAACAGUACUUCGGGGAUGGCACCAGACUAACUGUUUUAGAACAUAAUAUUUCUGAACCUAAUCUUCACAUCCUCGAGCCGUCGAAGGAAGAGACUGUGAAGAAGAAGAGGGUGACCCUGGUGUGUCUGGCCACUGGUUUCUACCCGGACCACAUUCAUAUCACCUGGAAGAUCAAUGGCAAGGACAGAGAGAACAGGGUUAAAACAGACGAUCAUGCAACCAAGGACAAAAGCAAGAACACAUACAGCAUCAGCAGCCGACUAAGACUGACUCCGAGAGAAUGGUUUAACCCUGAGAACAGCUUCGCCUGCAUUGCAAAGUUCUACAAAGAAACUGAUAAAGCAAUAUCUAUUGUAGAAUAUAUCAGAGCUAAAGAUGGCUGCGGCACGACUCAAGACUCCUAUCAGAAGAGUUCAGCGGCUGCAAAGUUUUCAUACACACUGUUCAUUGGCAAAAGUGUCCUGUAUGGGCUGCUGUUGGCAGUUCUUGUGUGGAAAUUUAGGCCAUCGCCGAGUAAGCGCGUCAGCUAGAAGACGAGGAGAAGGAUGCACUGGAACCAGCAAACAGGAAGAGCCAAUGCGCUAAAACAGCAUUCUGCUUUGCACUGUUUCUAGCAGUGAUGUUGUUCUUUAUAACUAAAGUGCUCGUUUUAAGCGACGAGACUCAAUAAGGCUCACAGCUGGCUUGCUGGAAACAUAUUUCUGCAGCUGUUCUGUACAAUUGUUUUCCAGAGGUUUUUUGCAUUUUCAAGGCAACACAUUUUACAAUCUUUUUAAACUUGUUUUGGCUUCAAGAUUUCUUCUCACUUUUCUAGACACAGUGCAGAUGAUACAAGCUGUAUUUGUAAUGUGCUGCACUCAAACCUCGCUUGUAAGACUUGGAUUGUCAGGAGUUGAUUUCCAUCUAUAUUUGUAUCACUGAACAGAGGAAUUCAAAUAUUCCAGAAUGUGCUGUUUAGCUUUUCAGCUUCUGCCAAUUAAAAGUGCUGGAAUUAGUCGUUCAUCUAAUGAAUUAAAUCUUAAAUACAUAUUGUAACCCUUAAUAUAAAAUGUAUUUGGGCAGAAAUAGUGCUGCAGAGUACAUGAGUUUUAUUGAGAUACUACUUUUGUCUUUGUCCAUCCUUGGAAUUAUACAAUGCCUGCUUGCAUAAUAAAAUGGGUUAAUGUAUUCAGUCUUGAACAAAGAAGACUACGUGGCGACCUAAUUCAAGCAUUCAAAAUUCUAAAAGGUAUUGA